AUGGAGAAGUGGAUGACCAUCAGGAAAGGAGCACUCCGUAGAACACCGCCUAAAGGAUCAGGCAGUGAACUAGAGAGAGGGGAAAAAUGCUACACCCCUAGAGGAGAACAAAGACAAAGGGGAUCAUCAACAUCUAGGAAAUGGGAAGAUGAAGAAUUGGGUUCUAGUGAGAUAUACGAGCUGACAAAGAAUGAGGAAAGAACCCCUACCGGAAAAGAGGAGAGGCAAAUUGCAAAAAGGAAAAGGACAAGUGAAGAGACAACACCAAGAGAGGGCACAAGGUCAAAACGAGAAAUGAGGGAAGAAGAGCUGAGGAUUCACACAAUGAUGGAAAAGAUAAUAUACAUCACGGGAAUUAAACUGACGACGACCGAAGAGGACAUUAAAAAUGGGAUAAGGGACGUAGUAGGGAUAGAGAAGGAGGACGUUCAAAUAAAGUCAAUUAAGGAGGGCAAAUACAAGGAGAAAACUGCAGUAGUGGAACUACCGAAACAAGCAGCAAAGGCACUGAUACAGGAGGGCACUAUCAAAAUAGGAUGGGUAAGCUGUAUAAUAAUGGAAAAAGUAACUGUAGAUAGGUGCCUGAACUGCCUUGACCACGGACAUAAAACGAGGGAAUGUAGUAAGGAAAAGCAAGCAAGGAGAUGCCUAAACUGUGGACGGGAGGGGCAUAAGGCACAGGAGUGUAAAGAGGAGUCUUUCUGCACUAAGUGCAAGGAAACUGGACAUAGGGCGGACCGAACGAAAUGUCCCUACUUCAGACUUCUACUUGAUAAAGCCAGGAGAAUAGUCGAUGUUGUUUCUGUUGCUAUAAAAGGGUUACUCGAUGAUGUACAGGAUUUAUCCAGUAAUACUCCUUCAUCGACUCCAACAGACAUAGCGCCUUAA
This is a messenger RNA of Phyllotreta striolata, 888 nucleotides long. Lineage: Eukaryota; Metazoa; Arthropoda; Insecta; Coleoptera; Chrysomelidae. The record is from the annotation of a GenBank genome assembly.